Molecule: messenger RNA, 2862 nt
Organism: Uranotaenia lowii
Lineage: Eukaryota; Metazoa; Arthropoda; Insecta; Diptera; Culicidae
Exons: 2
Coding region: 136-2841 (901 amino acids)
Molecular function (GO): protein binding
Source: RefSeq, a predicted model, not a curated record
UCUAGUUUGUGCAUCUCAGCGGGUGUGCUGCUGAACACUGUGCGAUUUUGGAUGCAGUAAUAUAAGCUAUUUGCAGCUUGUGUCCUUCAUCUUUCUUCAUUUGAAUUGGGAGGAAUAAAGUGAAUUUAAGCGAAAAUGGAAACUGAUGACAGUGAUCCUGAUAGUGGACUUUAUCCUUUUCAUUCUUUUCUAUUCGAUGUGUUUGAAGAUGAUAAACCGCAACAACCGGACGUUCAAUUACAAAAUGUCUACGAGCCAGGAUAUGAGGGAACCGAGUUACGUCGAGCGAUCAGAAGUGGCAACAAAUCGAGGAUUGAAAAUGUAUUGAACGUGUACCUGGCCGAUUUUGAUACAGUUCGUGAAUAUCUAGUUAAAAAAUACAAAAUCGAUAGCAAUGAUAAGAUAUGGUUCAGGAAAACCAUUCUUGUAGCUUCAACCGAAGAACAAUGUCGUAUCGCGAAGAAUUUUGAAAAAGAAUGUGUUCCGCAAUUCGGUCUGGAUCAGGCGAUUUUGGUCCUUCUUCAUUAUCCAAUAGAUGGCGAACGAGUUUCGGUGCUUCAUCCAAAUGAAAGCAAUCGAUUGAAAGCACUAAGUAUCGUCAAUUCUCUGAUUCCCAAUGGGUUUCUUUCGUGGAAUAGAUCGUCAUAUAAAGAUGAUCCGGAAACAGUCAUCGAAGCCGCUGCCAACUGUGGAAACAUCGAAUUGAUCCAAAGGCUCUACGAUCUGGGAGUCGAAUUGUCGAUUCCUGGACAGAAUCCUCUUAUGGCUGCUGUUAGACAGAAUCGUAAGGAAACCAUCGAGUGGCUUUUGACAGAACAUUUCGAUAAUUUCGAUUGCUCGGCCAGAGACAAUUAUGAAUCCAAUGCAGUGUUUCUUGCCAUGGAGAUACAACAAACAGAAACGAUGAAAUAUUGUUUCGAAAAAAUGCUUGCUUACCGGCAAAAGUAUUUCAACGAGACAACUAUUGAGGCUUCCAAUAACAUACUGAGAAUGGAGAACGGAUGCUGGACAGAUUAUUUUAUCUUCACAUUUGACAAGAAAAAACCCGGAAAGUGUCGUAAACUAGUUGAACAAUGGAUAGUUGAAUAUCAGUUCGAUUUGACGUAUCAAUGGAGAAGAACUUCGCAUUUAGAAAGUCUGAUUCGCUGCAAUUGCACUCUAGAAUACUGUUGGAAUGGAAUUCGAUCGAAUCCAGAAUUAUUGAGACUAAACUCGUAUUCGUCAGGAACGAUUAUUCAUUUGCUGGUGGAAAUGGGACAUCUUGAAAUUUUGAUAGAAAUGUAUGAAUGUCAUCCACAUGUUAAGCAGUAUUUCGAAACCGACCGAGCAUGGGAAGUGUUGGCUCAUGCCAUUGAGGGUGAUCGUCAUGAGGAGAUUCAGUUUAUUAUGAACCACCAUUCUGUGUUUAUUGAAGAAGAUUUAGACCAACUCCUGGAUGAACUGAAUUUACUGAGACGACGUUUUCACGGAAACAAUUUCUAUCAGAAGCAUGGCACCACAAUUGUAAAUUUGUUUCCAGAUUUAAUGGAUGAAAUCGAAGAUCUUAAAAAUGAAGAAGUUGAAUGCAAUAGAGUCAAUGAUGACUUGGACAACUCGUUCGUAGCUUACAAUAUAGAAAACAAUGAAUCGAGCAUCAAAAUACCAGAGGAAAUUACACAGUUAGGUAAUGUGAAAGGAACCAGAGGAGAAACACUCAUACACUUGGCCGUUCAGAAGAAUGAUAAAGAUCUCCUAAUCCGGCUACUUGAAGAUGGAUGUGACUUCGACGCCUUGGAUAACGAUGGCAAUCAUGCUAUUCACUACGUAAGAAAUGGUGACAUGCUUGAAUUUGUGCUUCAGAAACAUCCAUCAGGAAAAGAUCUUUUGAAAAUUACAAACGCUGAUGGUUAUUCUGUUUUACAUAAAAUUUGUAAACUCGAAAUCGAGCAGGAAUCCCAUUGUGAAUUGCUCCAGAAAGCUCUUGGCCAUGGAGCAAACGCAUCUCAACUCACAAACGCUGGAGAAUCGGUCAUAUACUUUAUCAGAAAUUGCUUUCUUUUGGAUAUUCUUCUGGAGCAUGGAGUCAGCUUGGAAACAGUCAACAAUAACAAUGAAACAGCUCUAGAAAGACACCUGAAAAGCAGAAACGCGGCAAUGGCUUGCGCUUUAUAUAAUUUGAUACAUGAAAAACCUGUUUUCAAAGAGCAUGCCCACAAAUUUCUUGCACUUAUAAUCGAUGGAUGUCAUAUGGAUAAAUUGUUUUUCGAGGACCUGGAUGACAUGUUCGAGAAGUUUCCAAAUACCAUAAAGCUGCUAUUCGAUUCACUCGUUCAACACUCUCCGGAAGAAGCCAGUCGAAUCUUCUCCGAAGCAUGUUAUCAUGGAAUAUACUAUGUCUUAAGAAAAUUUUUAGAAUUUGACUAUAAUCUAGAUUACAAUUAUAAAGGCAUUUAUGGUUACCCUAUCAUUGCCUUCUUAACGGAUAAGGAUGAUUAUGAAGAUAGCUCAGAUAUUUUUAUUUUAUUAAAAAGACUACUGGAAAAAGGAGUUGAUUUGAACAUAAAAAAUGAGCAUGGUAGAAAUGCUUUAAUGACAUUUUUUUCUGAUUUUCCUACGGUUAGAUGGGGCACACACAGCGUCGAUUCAGUAAAAUUGAUGAUCGACUAUGGAGCCCGAGUUAAUGAGUGUGAUAAUGAAGGAUUUACUGCUUUACACCUGGCGGUGGCUGGCCGCCAAUGGAAGUUGGUUGAAGCUCUGCUGCAAAAUGGUGCAGAUAGUAGCAUCAAGAAUCAUGAAGGGCUCACUCCUCUGGGAAAAGCACAAUCAGCUGUAAUUCAGGAGCUGUAUUACUUUAUUGAGUAAAAUAAAGGAAAAUAACACUUA